Pipra filicauda (Wire-tailed manakin) is the source of this 3366-nucleotide messenger RNA. RefSeq names its product histidine decarboxylase (gene HDC). The coding region runs from base 1181 to 3181 and encodes 666 amino acids. Lineage: Eukaryota; Metazoa; Chordata; Aves; Passeriformes; Pipridae. Gene Ontology annotation, biological process: histamine biosynthetic process; L-histidine catabolic process. Gene Ontology annotation, molecular function: pyridoxal phosphate binding; histidine decarboxylase activity. The transcript is spliced from 12 exons. The record is from RefSeq and is a predicted model, not a curated record.
UGUCGUGUAUCAGAUGAAGGCUCUGCCUGAUCUGGUGUCCUGUCUCCAGCAGGGUCUGCCCUAAGCAGGAGCCUGAGGUAUAGCAAAAAUAGGGCAAGAAUAUAUUGUACUGGUAGUAGUUUCUCUUCCUGGUGCUUAGUCCACAAAUCCUACCUCUCUCUUUGCCCAGGGCUGCUUGGUACAGUGUAGAGCAAGUGAAGAUGGUAAGUGCUCAACAGUGAGUACAGUGUCAAAGGUUGUGCUGGCAGAGAUAGGUCAGGAUGUGUUUUCAGGCCCUAAAACUGGAACAAGGGGGAAUCUACAUAGCUGUCCUUUCAAACAGAACAAUCCAGGUGGAGGACUUGGAGGAAUUCUGGAGAGACAAGACCAAAUCCCAGUUCUUAUGUGUAUCAUAUGUGAGGAAAGCAAGCAUAAUGAGGGGAAAAAUAUGCAUUUUCCCAGCUCAGCAAUCUAGGGUGAUAUCCAUGGAGGAACAUCACCCUGGUUUGUGUAACCUGCUCUGAUCUGGAAAGGCAGGAAAUCCACUGAGAAGAUCAUUGCUGCUUUGUAUUGCAGUUCUGGAAUGACAAUAACUGUAAAGCCUUUCCUUUUAGCAGCGUGGGACUGACAGCAUAAAGACUGAAGAUUUGUGGGGAUGUACGUAUAUUCUUAUUGCUUUGGGAAUUCUCAAAACAAUUCUUAAAAAAACCUCCUUCCCUGUCUGCAGUGUCAAAUUUGUUCUGUGCUGGUGCCUUUUAAUGACUAGCACAGUAGUUGGGUGUGCUGGUGUAACAUCUGCUGGCUUUUAUUUGGUUUUGGAAGUUCUUGAGCUUUUUCUCUCCCACAAGUCUCCUUAUAAUAUGCCUUAUAUUCAUCAUGUGGAUUACUCUGAGACUUCUGAAAGAUUGACUGAAAGUGGGAAAGGGUUAGUGCAGAGGCAGCUCCUCUUAGCGAUACACUAUCUUACACAUCAAAAGGGCACAGAUGAGAACAUGAGAGAUUGUAAAAGCCCUCACUUGGGAGGAGUUAGAUAAACACUCACCAAUAACCUGCCUACGUUAAACCUUUUCCAGAAUGCGUGAGUCUGAGAGAUAAAGGGAGCUAUAAAGGGGGAAGCAGCCAGGAGGGCACCAGAGGGAACUGCCCACAGCUCCCGAGGGGUCGUGGCCCAGGUUUGGAGGUGCUUCUGUAAGGAAUCAGUAUGGAGCCAGAGGAGUACAGACAGAGAGGGAAAGAGAUGGUGGAUUACAUUUGCCAGUACCUGAGCAAUGUGAGAGAGAGACGGGUGACUCCUGAUGUGCAGCCAGGUUACAUGAGAGCCCAGUUGCCGGAUUCUGCCCCAAUGGAUCCUGACAGCUGGGACAACAUCUUUGGAGAUAUAGAGAAGAUUAUUAUGCCAGGGGUAGUCCAUUGGCAAAGUCCUCACAUGCAUGCCUACUUUCCAGCUCUUACUUCCUGGCCUUCACUCCUUGGAGAUAUGUUGGCUGAUGCAAUUAACUGCUUGGGAUUCACAUGGGCCUCCAGCCCAGCCUGUACAGAACUGGAAAUGAAUGUGAUGGAUUGGUUGGCCAAAAUGCUGGGACUUCCAGAGAAAUUCCUGCACUACCAUCCUGACAGUGUGGGUGGAGGAGUAUUACAGAGCACUGUGAGUGAAUCCACCUUGGUUGCACUGCUAGCAGCAAGGAAGAACAAAAUUCUGGAGAUGAAGGUUUCCGAGCCAAACGCCGAUGAGUCCUCGCUCAAUUCUCGCCUCAUCGCUUAUGCAUCUGAUCAAGCACAUUCUUCUGUAGAAAAGGCUGGCUUAAUUUCCCUUGUGAAGAUAAAAUUUCUGCCUGUGGAUGAGAACUUUUCCCUCAGAGGUGAAACUUUGAAGAAAGCCAUUGCAGAAGACAGAAAGAAAGGCCUCGUGCCAGUCUUUGUUUGUGCAACAUUGGGUACAACUGGUGUCUGUGCUUUUGACAGUCUCUCAGAACUGGGUCCAAUUUGUGAUGCUGAGGGACUCUGGCUUCAUAUUGAUGCUGCAUAUGCAGGAACAGCAUUUGUAUGUCCUGAAUUUAGGCUGUUCUUGGAUGGAAUUGAAUAUGCAGAUUCCUUUACUUUUAACCCUUCUAAAUGGAUGAUGGUUCAUUUUGACUGCACUGGAUUUUGGGUUAAGGAUAAAUACAAAUUACAUCAAACCUUCAGUGUUAACCCUGUCUACCUCAGACAUGCCAACUCAGGAGCUGCAAUUGACUUCAUGCACUGGCAGAUUCCACUGAGUCGCCGAUUCCGGUCUUUGAAGCUGUGGUUUGUGCUUCGCUCGUUUGGGGUGAAAAAGCUUCAAGCUCACGUCCGACAUGGUACUGAAACAGCCAAAUUCUUUGAGUCCUUGGUUAAAAGUGAUCCGCUUUUUGAAAUUCCUGCAAAGAGGCAUCUUGGACUGGUUGUAUUUCGGCUAAAGGGUCCCAACUGGCUGACAGAAAAACUCCUGAAAGAACUAAGCAGUUCUGGCAGGCUCUUCCUCAUUCCAGCAACCAUUCAUGACAAGUUCAUCAUUCGCUUUACUGUAACGUCUCAGUUCACAACCAGGGAAGACAUUCUGCGAGACUGGAACAUCAUCCAACACACUGCAGCCCAAAUUGUUAGCCAGAAUUAUGGGCUGCACUGCAUCAGUUCUGAUGAUGGGGCAAGAAUCCCUGCUAUGGCAGUAGAGCCCAGUUCUGAUGCCAUUAGUAAUGCUUCCCAGCUUUAUCUAGAUGGAGGGAAAUCUAAACCACCUUCCAGAAAAACAGUAGUUCAGCCUAAGAAGUUAUCGGUGAGUCCCAGUACACGUGUGAUUAGUCAACAAGUGAAAGGUCAAGGGGAUCCUCUAGAUGACUGUUUUCCAGAAGAUGUCCAAGAUGUUACCAGACAUAAGUUAACCUCUUUUUUAUUCAGUUAUUUAUCUGUUCAAGGCAAGAAAAAGACAGCACGUUCCCUUAGCUGCACCAGUGUGCCAGUGACUGGUAGUCUUGAGCAGUGUAACCCCAAAGCUGCAGCCACUGACAAGGAGGAGUCUCGUGCAAAUGCCAGGGUUCUUUCUAGCCUGCCUGAAGACAUGAUGAUGUUCAAAAAAAGUGCCUUCAAAAAACUAAUUAAGUUCUACAGUGUCCCAAGCUUUCCAGAGUGUAGCAUUCAGUGUGGCCUUCAGCUGCCUUGUUGUCCUCUGCAAGCCAUUGUUUAACAAGUAAGAGAGCUUAGUCCUUAGAAAGAGAACCAAAGUUUGCUUAAUCAUAUGCAAUACCACAUGUUCUUUUGUUCAAUAUGUAAGCAGUGGCAAUGACCACUGAGAAAAUUACUGUGCUUUUACUGGUGAAAACCUCAUGUAUUUAUAGAUUAAAAUGUCAAAUAAAUCUUGUAGGCAUAUAA